CCUCUUCUUCCUCUCAUUUAAUACUCCCAACCCAACCUCCUUCUUUACCGGGCAAUCUCAUUUUCCCUUAGUUCAGGGUUAGGGAGAAAUCAUGGCUAUGGCUUUCUCUGCUGCCAAGUGCAGCAUCCAGUCUUUCCCUCUCAGCAUCACCUCCGCCAGAUCUCACGAAAAGCCUCUCUUUGAUUCUCUCAAGACCCCCGCUUGUUCUUUUCUCGGAUCCACUCGAAAACUUCGCUUCACUUCUGCUUCCAAAUUGAAUCAGAUCAACCCGCACUACCGUCACUACUAAAAUUCAAGCCUUCAGCAACAUGUUUUUAUGUUGCUGAAAGUGCCUCCCAUGUUGCUGAAAGUCCUUCAGUAACAUAGUUUUUAUUGGUAAAAGCCUUGUUGGAGAAGCCUUGUUGGUGAUGUAUCAGCCAACAAGCAAAUUGUUGCUAAUACAUCAGCAACAUAAUG
Molecule: messenger RNA, 456 nt
Organism: Rubroshorea leprosula
Lineage: Eukaryota; Viridiplantae; Streptophyta; Magnoliopsida; Malvales; Dipterocarpaceae
Source: the annotation of a GenBank genome assembly